Molecule: messenger RNA, 2272 nt
Organism: Ectocarpus siliculosus
Lineage: Eukaryota; Phaeophyceae; Ectocarpales; Ectocarpaceae
Source: the annotation of a GenBank genome assembly
AUGGACUGGUCGUUCGACGCCCUGAGCUGCUACUACCGCAGCGGCUAUGACCUGUCGCUCCCGCUGGUGCCCGGAAAGGUGUUCCCGGACACGGCCCCGUCCCCUGCCCCCGAUCGAGACUACUUCCUUACUUUCAAGGGGACGCUGUACCUCCGCGGGUACGGCCUGGAGGAAAGGUCCGCCGUGUCCCGCGCCCACGACCCGGCCAACGGGGUGGUGUCGGUGAUCAAGUGCUCGAACAUGCAUGGCGACGACAUCCUGCCGGAGAACCAGGACUACUGCCAGCGAUCUAGGAAGCGGUACGACCUCUACGACUACGAGAAGCUCAUGAACACGACCUUCGCGCUGGUGCCGGCGGGUAGAUCGCCGGGGAGCUUCCGACUUGGAGAGGUUAUGAGCGCCGGCGCGAUUCCGGUGUUCGUCGUGAGGGAUUGGAUCAAGCCGUUCCAGGAGCAGAUCGACUGGCCGUCCUUCUCGUUCGUGUUCAGCCCCGACGACGUGGGGCCCAUCAUGAUGGAAACCUUGCGAGCUGUCGAGCCGGCCCGGCUGUUGGAAAUGCAGGUCGAUAUUGUUGGGGUCGGUUUGUGCGUGGGCGACGCUACCUUUUGUUCGUUCCCCCGCGACUGUAUCAUUCAUGUCCAUUGUUUCUUACGAGCAUAUACGUAUGCAAUAUGAUACGAUGUGUUUCUUUUUUUUUGGAAGCGCGUGUUGUCAUGUUGCCGGUCGAUUGGGGCGGGGGCACAUUUUUUUUUUUUUUUUUUUUAAUACGAAGGUCGUUUCUUUUUUUUUUCCGAUGUGUUGCCGAUGCCGAGAGAAAGAGAUAUGACGCAUUCCUUUGCUUCUUCUUGUCCGCGAAACGAAGCGGCUCUAGCCGCGCGAAUACCGAAAGAAUGCCGUAGCGGGGAUUUGCAUUGUUGUUGUUGCGACCGACACCUGUGAAAAGACGGUGGGCAUAGACAUGUGUUGGUCAAGGGGCAUGCUUGGUCUUGUGAGAUGACUGCCGGGCCCUGCGCUGCCCAAGCAGGAAAAGUGCCAUGUGUGCGAGGUGGCCGGCAGCAGGAGCAGGAGCAGUAGCAGUAGCAGUGCGUGAAGCGAAGCCCUCGCAAGAGGUCCGUGCUUGCCGCAGAAAGGAGACGUAUUGUGUAUGUACUCGCGCCGGUGGUGGGGUCUGUGUGGCGGAGGGGGGCUCGGCCCAAGGAUGCGGUUCUACUAGUUGGGGUUUGUACGAAUGUCGUUGUCUGGAAGAAGAGGGUGUGUUGGGGUUGCGUGUUUGGCUUCGCUGGGGAGCGAGGUGGGGUACAAAAACGAGAAUGGGAAAAUGCCAGAAGACGAAACAGAAACGCCUGUCACCGUUCGGUAUCGCAUUGUCGUUUGUGAGAGGGAGGGAUAUAUGUGUGUGGGCGUGUUACCGUGUGGUAUGCAUAGACCCGGACGGAGUGCAAGAGGGUUAGGGUGCAUGCCACGUACGUGCAUUCCAAUCGAACGAGAAACACGCGUUUGUUUAAUUUUAGUUCUUCCGUUACUUUACUACUUUUAAUAUAUGGACAUGAAGAAAUAAUCGUUUUCCGGAUUCGUGGGGAUGGUUGCAAUGUGCUUUGGGUCCGGAUCGUUGCUGCUGCUCUACUUGUUCCCGUCGUUCCCCUCGGUUCAGAUCGAUGUCGUCUUCAAGAUUCCCGAAGCGGGUAUUGAUUCUCUGUUUGUGUGGAGAGGGAGGUGUUUAUUGUUAUUGUCCUGUUGGCUCCCACUCCAGUGCUGCUGCCGCGAAGGUCAGAUAUUUCGAUUGUUCGUUCUUGCUCCCGUACCAUAUGUAGCCUUUUAGUAGCCCCUUGAAAAGUUAGUAGCCAUGUUUCCCUGCAUGCUGCCCGCUGUCAGAGACAAACGGUGUACUCCUAGGACGGGAAGGGCACCGUGUUCCCCUAGUUGUUGUGUACAAAGUGAAAUUAUGAUGCAGCUGCCUGUUGGCUGUAGCAGGUGUCGCUUUCUUCUUCGUGUUGUGCACCCGUUCGACAAAACUAGGGGCAUGGAUGGGAAGGUUUGAGGUCUAUGGUCCAUGACCUUAAUGUAGAUAAGGUCAUCUACCAUUUGAGGUUUUACGGUACUCUUGUGGAAUGGAAACCCUGUCGAAACCCUGUCCUGCGUGUCGCUAAAAAAAAAAACGCGAAUGGGGAAUGGACAGGGAUUCACAGGUGGAGCUUCGUUGGGUAGGAGAAAGAGGAGGGGGGAGGGAAAGAGAGAGGGAGGGAGAAAGAAAGCAAAGGAGGCUCGAAAGCUC